Molecule: messenger RNA, 1278 nt
Organism: Daphnia pulicaria
Lineage: Eukaryota; Metazoa; Arthropoda; Branchiopoda; Diplostraca; Daphniidae
Product: N-acetylneuraminate 9-O-acetyltransferase-like
Exons: 5
Coding region: 41-1120 (359 amino acids)
Source: RefSeq, a predicted model, not a curated record
UCUAAAGGCAAGAUUUCUAAUUUCUCCUUAAGCUAUAGUGAUGUCUAAUUAUCCCAACCAAAUGUUCAGACCAUCACGAUAUGUAAGACUAUUGAGCUCACUUGUUCUCGUCAUCGGUCUAGUGAUUUUUGCUGUUUUCUCUCAGACUAGUCUUUUUGAUGAAACUAAGAAGACUGCUGUAGUGAACCCUAAAAAGAUAAGUCAGCAAUUUUUUCGGUCUUUGAGCUUGGACGGAUCCCUACCAAUAUGCGAUAAAGGACUCCUGGAGAUAAUCAAUUACCCCCAACAAAGUUGCCAAGUGAAGUGGUACGGGAAGAGGGACACGGCGGAAUGUCUCGAUGCCAUUUCUGGUGGUAGAAUGAUGGACGGAAAUACCGCAUCGCCUAGGAAGUUUCUGCAUUUCGUUUUCCUAGGCGAUUCAAGGAUAAGGCAACAUUUUUACAAUUUUCUCAAGUUGAUUCCAGAUUACGAUCUAGAGUUUGGGACACUGCUGGAGGAUUAUCGACUUCAUCAGAACCUCAAUGUUACCAGCCGAAUUUUAAAUAUGUGCGUUUCCUUUUACUGGGAACCGUUGCUCGAAAACACUACGAAUCAUAUUCUAUCUCAGUGGGAUUCAGAUCAAGCCGACAGUUUGACCAACAGAGUGAUUCUCUUAGGUGUGUCUAUACACCACAUCAGGCUGGAAGACGAAGACAACGGUUACGAACCCUACAGACAAAAAUUGACGGAGCUGGAGCCAAUCCUUCGUCGCAUCACUAAACGGAGCACUGUUAUUUGGUUGAAUCAGUACUCGGUCAUUGACGAUCCUUUUACAGCCUUCGUAAUACACGAGCACAUCAGUAACAUCGUUUCCAUCAGAGUGUCCAUUCACCAAUACAAUCUUUUGGCUGAGAAUAUCUUGAGACACAGCGGCGUAAUCGUGUGGAAUACUGGGAGCCUCUUGACGGACGAAUACAUUCGCGGCUGCUACAUUCAAAUUCGAGAUGAUCUUGAGUACCAAUCUGCCAAAGCAUAUUUCAGUUGCUCCGAUUUACUUCAUCCGGGCUUUGUGGUAAUGUCUCAGGCCAUUCAACUUAUUCUUAAUGAAAUAUGUAAUGGCUUGAUGGUGAGCAGAGAUUGACGAUUUUACCUUUCUACUAUUACUGAACUUGUACAGCUUCGAAUAUUAUUAUUUAAAACAAUAAAAUAAAUAACCUUGCUCUUGGGUUCCGUGUGGGGAGUUUCUUGACGACUGCUGAAGGCGUGGAUAGUUCAACGCACGUUUUUACGCUAUAACAU